GUCUAACUUUAACGACAUGACUCCAAAUCAUUUUUUUAUUUUAUUUUUUACUAUUAUUCAACUACCUAGGUGGUUUAGUUAUUUGUUUCAGUGAAUCAAUAUAGGUCCUAACAUAUACUAGCUUUGAGAACUUCGAUCGAAGAAGUCAAGAAAGAAGAAGGCAAGACGAUGGCAGAAAUCGCAGCAGGUGCAGUGGCGGCCGAGGAGGUCGUCUCCACGGGUGUCUAUGCCGGGGCAGCCGGUCACGCCGUGACGAAACCAACCAUGCCUCUCAGGGCUACAUUCACGCAGAUGGGCUCUACGUCAGACCAUACCUCGUCGUCUUCGCUUAUCAGAUCCUACCACACACUCACCAUUCUGGGCGACAAGGCUUACAUUUUUGGUGGCCGAACGAGCCAAGGUGUGCUUGCCACUAACGAUAUCCAUUCUUUAGCCUUGCCAGCUGCAAGUACUUCUACCCCUGACUAUCAGAUGCUACCAGCUAUUGCCGCUGAACAAGAUGGUCUGGUACCUUGGCCACGAACAAACCAUUCAGCUUGCGCCGUGAAUACCCAUCUUGCUAUAUAUGGAGGUUGUGACGAAACCGGUAACGUUUUGGAUGAGGGAGCCAGAGUUUGGUUAUAUGAUACCGAGAACUUUUACUGGGAAAGCGUCGAGAAUGUUGCCCAUCCUGAGAGGGUGCCCCCUCCACGAAGUAACGCAAGCUUGUUUGCACAUGACGGAAACCUCAUCCUACUAGGCGGAAACGACUCUGCAGGUGGACCUCUUGCGGAUGUCUGGCAUUUCAAUUCCUCUGCCAAAACCUGGAAUCAACUACCACACGCUCCUACUGUCAUAUCAAGCGCUGCACUUGUAGGGGAUACAGUAUAUGGAAUCUCUAGCUCUGGUGGUCUAAGUAGCGAGGUCCAUCGUCUGGAGGUUGAUUUGUAUGCCGAGAAUCCGCCGUCAUGGAAAACCAUCUCCUUCCCUACGAACCCUCUGACACCUGGGCCUCGACAAAGAUCGAAUGGUGGGUUGAUACCUGUUACAACCGGCUACGGUCGAAAGUAUCUCCUCUAUUUCUUCGGAAAUCGUACGGGCACGACUGAGCGCGGCGACAUAUCCCUAUGGAGUGACUUGUGGACUUUCCAACUCCCAUCCGGCGACUCGAAAAUCCGACGGAGAUCCAGUGUGAUGGACGCGAUCAGGCCUGCCAAGAUUAAGGACCAGAUUCGCUCGAAGUUCGGUGUUGAUACGGGCGGCUUGAGUUGGGCUGAGGUGGAGGUACAGCCACCAGGUGAUCUCCAACAACACGAGGGCAAGGUACAUCCCGGACCACGAAGUUCGUUCGGUUACGAUGUGACUGCUGAUGGUCGGAGUGUGGUAAUGUGGGGUGGUAAUGAUCCAGCAGGAGAACCCGAAGGCGACGGAUGGAUUAUUGGGUUGUCAUAAAGGGGUCACCGGGCUUAUUAUCAGUUCCCUAGGGAUCAAGAUGACUGGGGCAAUGGGGCAUGUAUUCAUUCACCUUAUAAUAUCAAUACUAUUGUGCGUCUUGAGCCACCCUCCAAAGUAAGGUCAAGUGAUGCCAUUGGUGCUUCUAUCUCGUUGGAGAACUAGGGGAAAUCAAUAAAGCGGG
This is a messenger RNA of Annulohypoxylon maeteangense, 1615 nucleotides long. RefSeq lists its product as uncharacterized. Lineage: Eukaryota; Fungi; Ascomycota; Sordariomycetes; Xylariales; Hypoxylaceae. Gene Ontology annotation, molecular function: protein binding. The record is from RefSeq and is a predicted model, not a curated record. Bases 169 to 1431 code for a protein of 420 amino acids. The transcript has a single exon.